CUUGUGUUGUGCGAGAUGAACGCUGGUUACUCGUGCGAUGAAGAACACUAAUUCUUCAAAUCGUGAAGUCCCUUCUCUAGCAAAGCCAGAGACUCAAAAGAGAGUCAUAGCUGUCAUGUGCUGCAUAUCUACAACUACAAAUGUAUUUUGCUUGCAAAUAGGUGCAGCACUCGUUAUGCCCGAUAGCACCAACACUGAAAGCCACAUACUCACUUAAGAGGAAGCUUUAAUUCGGGCCCAACUCCUACUCAAAACAUGUAAAACGCAAGAAUUUUUUUCUGAGAUAAGCCCUGCACCGAUUUUGAUGAAAUUUGUUGCAUUUGAGAGAGAAAGUUUAAUUCUAGUGACUGUCGGAAGCGGAUUUUCGAUUUAGGGCCUGAAUUUUGUUAAGAGGAUUUUCAGAAAUUCGGAAGUUUGAAACAUAUAGAAGCACGAAGUGUACAAAUUAAUACCUGUUGAUCACGAACAGCUAGCGCGGUUUUGUAAACAGCAUCCAUUAGAUCAUUGAAAGUGGACAAAUUUGAUAUGUCAUCUUAUGUCUUACAGGAAUUUGUUACGCCGUGAAUAAGGGUUCUGCAAAAGCCGUAUUUACAUACUACUCAUUUUAUCGAGAUACAUGUGUAACAUAUCAAUUUUGCCUGCUUCAGAUGUACAAUUAUAUGCAACUCACAGUAUUGUGGUAUCGCUUUUCAUUGCUAAGUUACGUUGUUGUAAACUUGAUAGUUUCGUUUCCUGUGAAUUUUCGAUGUUUAAAAUUGACGACCUAAAUAAAAAAUUCAGAACCAACAGUCACUAAAUUUUAAGCUUUUCUUUUAAAUCCAACAAACCUCGUCAAAUUCGGUGCAGUGGUUGAUGAGAAAAAUGAAUUCUCGUUUUACAUGUAUUUACAUAGGAGCACCCAAGCUAAAGCUUCCUCUUAAGGUACCUUUUGUGGUAAUGGACUUUUUUUUUUUUUUUUUUUUUGCUGAUAAAGAACAUAAUGUGUUUGACUAAAAUGUGUGUGCAGUGGUUCAUGAUGGCAUGGUAUUUAUACAUGUUUUCGUACCAUAAGUGAUAAACAGUGGCCAAAAAAAGAAUCCUCCGCCCGGAGUGAAUGUUAUGGCUAGGGAACUUGUACAAGAUAUUUUUUUUCUCCCAUAAUCUUAUCUAGUGUCAGAAUCAGUUUUUGGUGUCUUUAAUAUCUUUAUAACUGAUUUCAUUUUGAUACAUUUCAAGGAAAGUCCAAGAGCUAAGGGUGCACAGCGUCUUAGGGGUGCUAUUGUACCUACCGCAUAAAUUUUAAUUUGCAUAUCAUGAUUCACAUAAUAAAAGCUCACAGCACAGUACAUUGGCUGCAGCAACUUUUAGGUAAAUUUCUUUGCACAAAAUUUUAAAAAAGGCUUGCCUGAGAAAAUUUCACUUUUUCUUGACAUUAAAACAGUAAAAUUUGCACAACGCAAGAACAUGUACGUGUGUCAUCACGGCCAAUGUAAUGGGUAUGGGUAACUUACAUUUGUGGUAAAAGCUUCUUUAGGAAAAGGGAUAACUGAAACCAAAGUUGCUACUAUCAAGGCAUGAUGUCAAGAAGCUGCUAUCAGCAGUGAUUAUGAAAAACAAAACAUAGACAGUGAUAACCACUCAAUAGCACUUGUCAAUUAAAGUCGUGCAUUCAUAUUUGCAUGCAAGAUUGUGUAUGGCCACUGCUUGUUAAGCAAGCUUGAAAAUGUUCUUACUACAAUGUAGGCAGCCAUGGCUUUCACAUCGUGGCUAUGAUUGCAUAGUUGUCUGAUGACAAGAAGAAUGCUGCAUACAAGGCAGCAUGCACUGCAAAAGCGUACUCUGUUUUGCUGCAAUACAUUUUCACCAUUAGUGUCAUGGCUGGGACUCUGAUGAAGCGCCUGUUGAUAUACGCUUAUCAGCACAACAGUUAUCAUCCAUGAGUGCUGAAAAUGGUCAUGUGCCAUCUAUUACACUGCCUAUUACUAUAAUCACAUGCAGUUAAGCAUUAUGAGAAGUAUUUCUUUACUGAAAACAGAAGGGGGGGGGGGUUGCUGAUUUGUGAAAAAUUUUGGGGCACAUGCCGAGGAGUGCCAAACACAGUUGAAUCCCAGUGUAAUGAACAUGUAUACAAUUAAUUAUUGGAUCUAACAAAUUAAGUCUAAAAUGUUUAUCCUGAUAUUGGCACGGGACGAAUAUGUAUGCUUAUGAAAAGGUAUUUUUUGUGUCGGAUGUAAUUACUUAAAACUAGGUUUAACUAUACCUCGAUGAACAUGAUGAAACUGGGGCGACCGUUAGUGAAACAGUUGGUUCUGCCCGGGUUCCUGUGUUGCAAGUAUUUUGCCUGCAAUUCACAUUUCUCAUGGAUCAUUUGCACAUACUUGUUGUUUUUACAUUGUUAUUUUCGCUGCACUCUUGUGUCAGAUAUCUCUGCCAUGUAUUAGCUGAGUGCUGUACCAGAACAUGCGUGCCAUUUAAUAGCAAUCAUGUCAUCUCUUGUGUCAUGGGUAUUAUUUAUAACAUCUACACUUUCUUUUUUCAUUUUGCUUCAUAACUUCAACAAUAAUUAAUUUUUUUUAAUCCUGUAAGAUAUCAUGGUUAUGAAAUUGUGUAAAUAUUGUGAUGGAAACAGUGAGAGCUCGAGAAGUAAGCAUGUAGGACAACAUAGUCCAUUUCAGCUAACCUACCUUGUCAUCCAAAAUCUGUUCCACAAAUGUUUUCUUAACCCCCUGAUGAAGGCCUCUAACUGCUCUUGAUGACGUUCAUUGCAGUGGAUGUUGCAUAGCAGUCUAAUUGGCCCGAUUAUUUACAAGCAUUGUUUCUUAUCUCAGUUAUCACUCAACCCCGCGUUCCAUUACCUCUGUCAGACAAUGAAUUUCGACCAUGAUAAGAUAAGUGUGGCAGCGGCAUGCUCUCUUUUACAAGAGGUGCAUUGAAGCUGCCUAGUUUCAGCGAUGAAACUCCUCGCAUUAGCCGUCGCAGUUCUUUGUUCUGCUGGCCCAGUGUUUUCUCGCAGUUUGAACCUUCCUGCAAUUUCUGAUGCUGAUAGAGCUUGCAAGGGUGCCCUCAGGCCUGAUAUCAUUGACAAUGACCCUACAUACAUCCUGAGCCCAAACUUUGAUGGAAUUGCGAAGUAUCCUGCCGGCAUAUUCUGUAUGUGGACAUUGCGUACACUGCCAGGCAAGGUAAUCAAUUUGGCGUUCGAGGAGUUCUCGCUGCAAGACUCCCUGGACUGUGUCCGUGACCGGGUGGCCCUCUACGCCGGCGAAUGGCGGCCGCAGCCUGAGCAGCAGCAGCAGUUGGCCGAGAAGCAGCAGAACCCGGUCGCGCUGGGCUCGGCCCUCGAAGACCACGGGUCCGCGACGCUUCUGGCUCGCUGGUGCGGGCCCUGGCUGCCGCGCGACUACGCGCUUCCGGCCAACACUCCAGCCACGCUCGUGUUCACCUCCGGAAGGCAGGGCACACCGGGACUAGGGUUCGUCGCGCGAUACUACCUCACCGACGCUCCCGUCACAGAACAUUGCAAGGAGGAAGAACUGCGGUGCCGCAAUGGCCAAUGCGUGGACGAGCGCAAAAGGUGCGACCGGAACGACGACUGUGGUGACGGAACAGAUGAGGAGAACUGCGGUCCUGAGGUUAGCGGCAACGGGUCGGAGACCUGUGGCCAACCACUGGCCGACCCGUUCCGCUUCCACGGCGACGAGGACGCGUACAUCGUUGGCGGGAGCAAGGCGAAACCCGAGAGCUGGCCGUGGCAGGCAUCGCUCAAGCUGGCCGAGGACCCCGUGUACGGACACAAGUGCGGCGCCACCCUCGUCGACAGGCAGUGGCUCGUGUCGGCGGCCCACUGUUUCCGCACGUGGGGAGAGCCGUCGGAUUGGAUAGUGUACGUGGGAAAGUACUACCUCUUCGAGGACGAAGCUACUCAGCAGCUGCGCUACGUAGAUUCCAUCUUCAUUCACCCUGGUUAUCAGAUGGCCGUUAGACCUGUGCUGGUGGAAAACCGAAAGGAUCACGACAUCGCGCUGCUCAAGCUGAACGCGCCCGUCACGCUCAAUGGACAGGUGCAGCCGAUCUGUUUGCAGGAGCUGCCCGAGCUGGCCGACAACACGACGUGCUACGUCACAGGCUGGGGUGCGACCCGCGAGGCCGAGAUGAGCCCCGUGCUGAAGCAGGCCGCCGUGCUGGUGCUUCCGGUGGACGAGUGCGCCACCUACUACAACGGCACGUGCGUCAUCAACCAGCUGAUGUACUGUGCCGGCUACGAGGACGGCCGACACGACUCGUGCCACGGUGACAGCGGUGGUCCCUUGGUGGUCAAGCAAAGAGGCAGAUGGCAAUUGGCCGGUGUGAUCUCGGGGGGACUCCGAUGCGGGGAGCCACGACACCCAGGCAUCUACACCAAAGUGGCACCACACUACACCUGGAUACGAGACGUCAUAUCGGGAAACGUCACGGAAACGGGAACGGCGAAUAUCGGGAAACGUCAGCGGAAUCUUGAACGGCGUGAGAGGAGGAGGAGUCGAGACCAAACAACGGAUAGUCCCCGUUUUUGACAGCACAAGUACCACCUAAAUGAUUCACUUGAUAGAAAAAAAAAAAAAAAAACCUUAAGCAGUGCAAAAAACAAAAAAGAAAGAAAAGGAAAACACAGUGUGCACAGAGUAAUUUGCAAUAUACUGACUUCACGAGUCAUCAUUUCCGAGUUUUCUAAAUUUAAGCACAGCUUCUGUCACUUUUAGCACUGCGCAAUCAACAAACAUAUUCAACACAUAGGCAAGGAAGUAGUGAAACUUUUUAGCAUGUCGCUACAAGUACCCACUAACCACUACUGCCUUAUGCACAAAUAUGUGGCACCUUUGGGCAUAACAGUAAUGUUACUCUGGUAAUAUCUUGCAAAAAAAAAAAAUUCUGUUAGCAUCAAGGAGAACAUGCAAGAAGCCUUAGCGUCGCAUGCCCGACAUUGCGAGAGUGCUUUCAACCAAGGCGUAAAUAAGAUUUAUUACAAUGUGGGUCGUCCGCGUGUUUAUCCGCAGGCACAGAAGUUUAGAAAAAGAGGUAUUGCAGGUACUUUCGAUGCACAUAAAAGUCCUGCAACACAACAGGAUCUUUCCUAAGUUCUGGGUAAAAGCAACAUCACAAGGUUUCGCUACGAGCGCAAUAUUAUUUUUUUUUUUAUGAAGGCUACGCAUCGCCUAAACUUUAUCGUGGAUUCCGAGAUUGCAGAUGCGCCAGUGCGAUCUUGGAGGCCGCGCUCCCUUAGUGAGUUUUCAAACGCCUCAUGAAUUCGUUAUUACGGUGUGGUAAAACUGUUACAUCUACACUUGAAAGUAAGCGACAACUCCCUGUAGGUAUCGAGUAUGAACAAGCUGCACGGAACAUGUUUAUUGGGGGAAUUGCACUCUUUGGCUAUUAACACAUUUUUAUUGAACAGUCAUAUAGAAACAAUAUGGCAUAACUAGGCCCCUGGCGGUCCGUCAACUACAUGAGUUCUUCAUCCUAAUUGUCGACAUGCUGAAGAAUACUGGUCCUAAUUUUCCUGGAAACCCUGAAAAAUAGCGGAGAGAACAUCAAAAAGACAGUAACGUAUGAAAUUAUUGAGCACAUCUUCUGAAACUUCCUAAGAUGACAUGUAAAUGUCGGUGGUAAUAAAGAGUGGUGCUACUUGCUGCUUGUCAUAA
Dermacentor andersoni is the source of this 5657-nucleotide messenger RNA. Its product is annotated as transmembrane protease serine 9-like. Gene Ontology annotation, molecular function: serine-type endopeptidase activity; protein binding. Gene Ontology annotation, biological process: proteolysis. The record is from RefSeq and is a predicted model, not a curated record. NCBI's taxonomy places the organism in Eukaryota, Metazoa, Arthropoda, Arachnida, Ixodida, Ixodidae.